Sitodiplosis mosellana (orange wheat blossom midge) is the source of this 11325-nucleotide messenger RNA. RefSeq names its product lachesin-like. The record is from RefSeq and is a predicted model, not a curated record. NCBI's taxonomy places the organism in Eukaryota, Metazoa, Arthropoda, Insecta, Diptera, Cecidomyiidae. Gene Ontology annotation, cellular component: neuron projection. The transcript has 11 exons. Bases 326 to 1963 code for a protein of 545 amino acids.
AUGGAAUUUUUCGAAACUGCCUGAAUUCGCAUAACGGACUCACUGUCUCUCUCUCUCUCUAAUUUUUCUCAACGAUUAACGGCUGUCGGUUUUGCAGUCAGUGAUUUUUUUUCUUUCGUUUCAACGAAUGAUCAAUUGCGAAAAAAUUUAGUGCAAUUUUUUCAUGUGAAAAUUAAAUAAAAAAAAUUUAAAAUAUUUUAUGGUGAAAAUUUUCAAGUUUUUUCUCAACUCGCAAGAAAAUCAAAAUUAUGUGAUUGAAUCUCGUUUUGAAAACAGUGAUUUUGUUCAUUUGUGAAAUAGAAAAAAAAAAAGAGAAAAAAAAGAUAUGAAGUAUUUGCAAAGUUUUAACCAGCUUUUGCUAAUAAAAAUGUUCCUGCAGUUUUUUGUUGGCUUUUCGUUAGUGAAAUUCGCCAUCAGCUUUCAACCCGAGUUCGCCGAGCCCAUUGUAAAUAUUUCUGUAGCCGUUGGCAGAGAUGCGACGUUCACUUGUCACGUACGUCAUUUAGGUGGAUAUCGAGUGGGUUGGGUAAAGGCUGAUACCAAGGCAAUUCAAGCAAUUCACGAGCAUGUCAUCACACACAAUCCACGCGUCUCCGUGUCUCACUCCGAUUUGAAUACGUGGAAUUUGCACAUAAAAUCAGUGACGGAAGAUGAUCGCGGCGGUUACAUGUGCCAACUGAAUACGGAUCCCAUGAAAAGUCAGAUUGGUUACUUGGAUGUAGUCAUUCCGCCCGAUUUUAUCGCCGAAGAUACUUCAUCCGAUGUUAUUGUGCCGGAAGGGUCCAGCGUCAAACUAACGUGCAGAGCAAGAGGCUAUCCACAUCCGAAUGUAACUUGGCGGCGUGAAGACAAUGGCGAAAUUACGCUGAAGGAUGGCGGUGGUACCAAACAACUAAGUAUUACAUCAUUCAGCGGUGAAGUGUUGAAAUUGACCAAACUAUCGCGCAGCGAAAUGGGAAGCUACUUGUGUAUCGCUUCCAACGGGGUUCCACCGUCGGUGUCCAAGCGUAUUUCUCUCAGCAUUCAUUUUCAUCCAGUAAUAAAUGUGCGAAAUCAACUCGUUGGAUCACCGUUUGAGAAAGAUGUUACAAUCGAGUGCAAUGUUGAAGCAUCGCCGAAAUCGAUAAAUUACUGGAUCAAAGACGUGAAAGACGGGCUCGUAUCAACAGGUGAAAUGAUUGUAUCAUCGGCCAAAUACAAUGUGCAGGAAACAUCGUUGUCACUCUAUGAAACACGAAUGACGCUCACCAUUCGCAGAUUCCAAAAAGACGACAUCGGUUCGUAUCGAUGCAUCGCAAAGAACUCAUUAGGCGAAGUAGAUAGCAGCAUACGGCUGUAUGAAAUUCCUGAUGCCAAAGGAAGUCACAAUCAUAACCACUACAAUCAUGGUCAUACGUCGAAGCAUAAUCCAAAUGAAGUGUAUAAAUCGCAUAAGCAGCAACAGCAACAGCAACAAUCGCAAUCGUAUUCGAAUCAGCGUACACCAAAGGUGACACAUCCGGCACUGGUAUCAGACGACGAUGAAACCAUAUUUGGUUCGGCGGAAGAUUAUGACGAUUCUGAUUUAUCACCCAACAUAUUUUUGCGGCCAACAAAAACAUCUUCGGAUGGCUUUGGUGCGAAUAAUAACCAUCAUUAUCCAUAUCAGAGUAGUCACGGUAACAAUAACAAUGCACGCUUCAAUAUACCGUUAUUCGGUGGCAGUGGAUCGAAUGGUGCCGCCAGCAAUGUCGGCACCGGCAUCAAUGGCAACGCAUUAAAUGCCAAUAAUGCCAUUGUGACUCGCACGGAAGUUCGUAGCACAGAUAAUGAGGUCUCAUCUGCGACUGCGUCACCGAUUAUCGCCCCAUUUGCUGGCAAGCACAGCAUUAGCAAUAUUUAUUCUAUGCUUUUCGAUUAUAAUUUCAUAUUAUUUGCCAUUAAUUUGCUAAUUUCGGUGUUUACUCCAUUAUUAGCUACAUAAUAAUCGAUUGUUUGGAUACGGUGUUGAAAAAAUAAAAUAAAAAUAAAAUGAAAACACACACAUGAAUUAAUUUAGUAGCUGUCAAUGACUAACGAUAUUUACACCAAACCAAAUCGGAUAUCUGAUCAGUUUCAUUUAUGCCAAUGUAAAUCAAUAUAGUAAUUAUUAAUUAAUUUUCACGCCACCGUUUUUUUUCUCCCUCUCCCUACUUUUACGUUUACUUUAAAUGAUGUGGAAAUGUAUUGGUGAUUGUGAUUCGAUUUCGAUAACGUCAGAUUCGGCAAAUGUAUUUGCUUUCAAUUGAAUGUUUGUUUUAAAUCUGAAUGUUAUUUGUUUAAAAAAAAGAAAGAAAAUAAUUGAACAGGGACAUGUUGAACUGUAGCAAUGAUUUAUUUAUAAUUAAAAAUCCCAGGGUUUUUAAUGUUAUUGGUCGUUUUUGUGCAAUGGCCAAAUUUCAACAUUUUCCGUUUGAUGUUUUCAAAAAAAAAAAAUAGCUCACGAUCAAACACAAUUUGACGUCUUUUGAUAGAAAAAUAAAACUGGCAACGAAAUCUAUUUGAAAUUUUUCUGAACCAAAUAAAAAUGUUUCAACUGAAGCACAACAGCCAAAUUUGAUCCUUGAAUUGAAUGGACGGAAAAAAAAGCGAUUGAAAUGAUGUUCAAUAAAAAUGUGAAAUAAAUGAAAUCGAAAUCAAAAAGGAUUCACAUAACGAUGAAAUUAAUAAUGUUCCGAACGCACAUCGUCAUUGCAUCAAUUUCGAGGUAACUAAUUAAUUUAAUGGACGGUGAUUCGCGGAAAACCGACAACCGAAAAAUGUCCUUCUCGAGUAAACCCACACACACGCACACACGUUGCCACUCGUGAGCUCAUGACUUGUUUUUUCUCCAUACUACAUGACGUGCAUGCGGCCGUGCUCCGAUUUUUCUAUUAAAAUUAUGAUGAUAUGCCGACGGUAAUGAUGCUUGGAAAUGUUAAAAAUGCAAUUCACAAUAUUCGGCAAUUGUAAAUUAUGGUCAACGUUGUGUCAUAUCUGCUGCGUCGUGUGAUUCAAAUGAAAAAUACAACCGACCAACAAAAAAAUAUCGUCGCCAUUAAGUACUGCACUUCGACAGCAUCAUCAUCAUCAUUGUGAAACAUGUUUGUUUUAUGAAUUUGGCUCGAACGGUUUUUUUCUCGCGUUGCGGUUUCCCAGUUUGCACUGGAUAUGCAUCGAUGCACGAAAAAAAGACACGCGUUCUCUUCCAUUUGCCAUAAUUUAUUUUAAAUGAUAACCCGUCGAUUACGGUCUCCAAACCAUUUUAUUUAGUUAAAAUUGUUAUUAGUGACAAUGGGACGAUGGCCAUUUUUUUCUCUCUCUCCACUCGUAGUUGGCUCGCUCAUUCUCUCGUUGCGGUUUGCUUCCUGACCAUUUUUAAUGGAUUUUCAUGUAUGAUGUGUGCUAUCAUUUGCUUCCGUUCGAUAUCGAUGCAGCCCAAUAAAUAACGAAUCACACGCGACAUUCGCAGCCAACCAAAUAACCAAUAAUACGCGAAAAAUCAAUACCAAAAAGUGUGACAAUGUCGAUUCGGUUCAUUUUUCCUGCUAGUGAGUGUGUGUGUGUGCUGUGCGUGUGAGACAAUGUUUACCCGUUUUUUUUUUUGAAUAAACACCCGAAACGGGUAAAUCAUUGAAUCGGCAAUUGCAAGCCAUGCAUUCGAUUUUAAUGAUGGGAAUUCAAUUUACAGGCGAAUAAACAAAUUUGGUCAUUUAUUGUUUUCUCUCCCUCUCUCUUUGCAUCGUUUUCAACAUUUUUGUUUGGUAGUAUUUUUGUCCAGAACUAUGUCAAUGGAACUAUGAGUCAGUCAGUUAGCCAAAAUGUAAAUAGAGUGGAAUUCAACCAAACAGACAAUAAAUAACAAAAUGAGAAAUACUCGUAUGUGGCAGCAAAAUAGAAACACAUUACACAUGUCAGUGAUGUGCAUUGAUGAGCAGGCAAAAGAUGUUUAAUAUUCGGAGCUUAAUCACUGUUUCCAACUAAGCAGAGGCCAAUAUUUGGUCAACACCUAUGUACUUUUUAUUUUGUUUUGUUCUACCUUUUAUCGUCUAUCAAAAUUGAUAGAAGAAAAAUCCUUGGAAACGAUUCGAUGCCUGUUCAUCACUCAAAACUUUCCAUUGAAGCGCUCGAUCGUAGCUUAAAAACAGUUUAAAAUGUAGAACAAAAGAACCCAUAAAAAUGUUGUGCCGUUAAACUGAAUUAUGAAAUGGAUGCAAAAAAACACACAUACAUCAACCCAUAUGUUACAUUAUAACCGCUAAAAUAAUCAACAAUACUAUUACCAAUAUUCUCAUUAAAUCGUGGCUAUUGGAAUUUUUGCCGCUGAAUAAUUUCCAAUCGCAAAAAUAGCAAAAUAAACGGCAUUAUAGAGCAUUGCGACUACAGGAUAAAUGACAAACAGUCGCAUUAUUUAUGCACUUGUAUACUUAAAUUUAGGUAAUUAUUACAGUAUGAGCAUCAUGCGUAUAAAUGUUCCUCGUCUGUUGAAACAUGAAACGGAUCUGUAUGUUUUUGGCAAUAGUAAAGUCAUUACAUUAGUUAAUAUCAGUUGAAAUUCAAUUCUAGUUUGUUUUGACACUUCAAAAUUCAACGACAAAUCGACGAAUUUUUUUUGUGUCUCGCACAUAUAUGCCUUUUUAAUCAUUUUCAGAACAAUUGCAAACGUUUAUUUAGGGAAAAUUUGUUUUUAUUUUUUUUUUGCACAAAGGAAAAUAUUGUAGUCAUUAAAAAUUGAUACACCAAAAAACGGAAUUUCUUACCUUUUUGACACCGAAUGACAUAACAGAGAAGCUAGGGGGAUUUAACUACGUGAAAACUUGUAAAAAAUGAUAUAAACGCGCACGAAAUUGUUACAUUCACCAGAGAACUUGCAUGAUUCCACUCAGUUGACAAGUUCCGUAUUAAAACAACAUGCGCGAACUUGUGCGAGUUCGUGUGCAAACAUGAAGCUGGACGACGCGCACACAUCAGUCGUUCCAUUUAUUAUAUCCAUCUGGAUUAACUUUUUCUUCCAACACUUUCUCCAGCUCUUUAAAAAUAUUUCCUUUGUCCAUUUUAUAAUUAUAUAAAUCUUUGAACUUUUGGAAAAUCUUUAUACACGUAAACAACCGAUUUUUAGUUUGAAACGCGUUUUAGUUGUCAAAUAACAACUUGAAAAACGCGCAAAACCAUAAACAAACUUGUGUAAACUUGUGACCGUGCGCGUCAGUACGUACAACGAACGCGUCGAACUUCCGCGAAUCAAGCAAACUGGCAGAAAACAUGCUGAACUCGUAAGAGUUAAAUUCCCCUAGCAGAGAAGCUUCUAGACUAGUUUUACUACAGGAAUUUUCUUAGUUAGUGAAUAUUUAAAAACCAAAAUAGUUUGUUGGAAAGAUGAACAGCAACAUUUUAUUUUUCAAGAACGGAAUUUUUUUCGAACAAAAUUGAUACAUUUUUCUUUCCAACUACUUUACAUUUCAUCUCGCCAGUACCAAUUUAUUUCAUCAUUAUAAUCAUCAAAAUCGUCAUAAUCGUCAUAAGGAUGAAAGUCGUCGACAAAUAAAUUGUUGAUUUUCAUUUAAAACUUGGCAUGGAACGUUCACCCGACUCACAUCACUACAAUUUUUCAUUAUAAGACGUAAUUUUUUUGGUCGAUUUUGAACUGAUUUUAACAUAGCCUUGUAAUCAUCUACGUCGAUAGCACUGAUUAAGUCUGUUCCCAUUAACCCGAGAAGCGAUAGAUUCUUCGCAUGUGAUAUCACUUUCUUCAAAGCAAUGGUGGAUAAUGAUAUAGGUAUCUCAAAUAAGGCAAAUUCCUCCAUUCGUGGCAAUUGUUUUGCUAGUUCAAUCACAUGUUCAUCGACCAAGUCAUCCACGUUCAAAAGUUCUAAAGUCGUCAUUGCUUUCAGUUGUGAAAUGUGAUCAAUUGCUUCAACAUCGAUUUUUCCGUUAGAAAGCUUCAAGUAUUGAAUUGGGACGUUAUUCCUUACUAGAGCCGCCAUUAGUGGUGCUAUCCAUUUUGAUUGGAAAUUCAUUUUAAGCACCUUCAAUUGACGCAACCCACCAAGAUACCGAAUAUUAUCCUGGAACUCAUUAGAGUCCAUACAAUCGAGUUCGAAUUCCAAUAAAUUGGGCAAAUUUUCUCCAACUAUACGACACACCUCCGAGGCCUCAAUAUCUCCAUCUUUGAGGGACAUUAUGGUUAUUGUUGGAUUCAAAAUGAUGAAACUGCUCAAAUAAUCAAGAUUAAACCCAUUAUUUACGGUCAAAUGGAUUUCCUCUAGCUUCAGAAACUUCCGUUUGAUACACUCCCAAUCAUAGACCUGACAAUUGUGGACAACCAUUCUGUUCAACUCAUUGCAGGUUGACAAUAAACUCUUCAAACUGUUCGCAUCAUCGUAGAAAUAGCCAGAUUCCAAUGUGAGUUUUUCAAGCUUUGCAACAAUUGGAUAGAUUUCAUUGGGUAAGCUUCUAGGUAUUGAAAAUUGUUUAAAUUUGAGCUCGGUCAAAGUACAGAUAAACCUAAGCACUAGCAAUCUGUGCCAUUUUUCAUAAGGCGUCUCCACUCGCAUUGAGUUUGUAUUGUGAAUGUUAAGGUGCGUGCAACGCCCUUCAAUGUAAAAAACAAUACAAGUGGAGAUGAUACACGGGAUUUAUCUGUACUUUGAUGUACAGUAUUGACCGAUCAUACGUAGAAAAUUAUGGCUAUGUUCACCGGAGUACAUCAUUUCCACAAUUAAUCCGUUAACUUCAAGCGAAUGAAUUGAUGAGCCAAAAUUGCUUAAAAUAUGUUUUGUUUCUGAUUCAAAAAGUGAAAGAGGUGAAUCUGAAAACAAAUCACAUUCGAGUGUUUCGAAAUCAAGUUUCAACUGUUUGAAGUUGGCAGCGAACGCCUCCUUUGCUAUCUGAUUGAAGCGGACGCAGACUUCGGCGGCACGAGAAAGAACGAGCAACUUCAAGCGUAGAAAGACUUCUCGUAAACAAUCGUCGUUGAGGGCGAUAAGAAUAUGCGAUAGAGUGUCCUGCUAUGGAGGCAACAUCCAAUUUUCUGGCUUAAAAUCUGGCUGAUGAUGAUCAUCCGCUGCACUGACCCUCAAAGAAUAAUUCAAAAUACAAUGCCUUUCUUGUGACAGAACUUCUUCUGCCUCUAUGAAUUGAACAAAACCAUACUCGUUCCCAUCUUCGAGAUGAAAUUGCAAAAAAUCCACUUCUCCAAAUUGUGUGAAAUAUCCACGGAUCUCUUUAGUCAUCUGGGAAAUCUUCAAUUGAUCUAAUUGAGUAAUAAAUCGAAGGAAAAAAAAUACAAAAGAAAUACUCACGGAUGGUAUUAUUGGUGCAAAGUGCAAAGUACGAACAGGGAUGGCCAUUUCAAAUCCUUUUUUCUCUUGAAAAUGAGUGCGAACGGUGCGAGUUUUUCACUUGGUUUGCUAUAAGAUUGAAUUUUUCGUUAUACUGACAAGAUGUGGAUUGCAACAAUGGCUUCUUGAUGAGUGACCAAUUUUGAAAUCUAACUUCACGAAAAAAUCGAACGAAACUAAAUGACUGCUAUGCACCACAAUGACAUAAAUCGUAUGGUUGCUGUCAACUGUAUGACUCUAUGAAACGUAUUUAUGCACAAAGUAAUCGUUCCAUCUAUUUUUAAUCGUACUGCGAUAAAAGCCUAUAUAAACAAUGUUAUUAUAUUUGACAAUAUUUGACUCGAUGUCAAUGACGAUGUGGCAGCGCCACCUAUAGAGAUUCCUUAUUAAAAUAAGUGGAACUAUUGAGUGCGUGCACCAUAUCGCACGUAAAUUUUCAAUACGGCGGCGCCCAUAGAAUUGAAAAGUUAACCGAUUUCGUAGUCGCAAAUUAUCGCUGUAAGUUUUUAAUACCCACUUCUGAAUUGUGAGAAAUGUAAUCGUAAAACCAAUAAUGCGUUUGUUGAUAUGUGAAACCUUUGGACUUAAUUCGAAUAUGUGAUAUUUGUUACAUAUUUCAGCGGCAGUACAAGAAACGCAAUCUAAUCACACAUUGCUUCAGUUACAUUGAAUCUAUUUCAACCCAUCGUCAAUCUAAAUUAACUGAAAAUGAUGUAGUAAAAGAGGCGAUAUGGUCAUGGUCAUUCUAAAAUAUGUCCAAAGGUUAGUUAGAAACCAGACUAGAAACGACACAAACGCCUUCAAUUCAAUAGUCAACUCAAUGAAAUGUCUAAUUUUUUUUAAACUUCUAAACAAAUAACAUUCAUGCGGCUACCACCCUAUGCUUUCAUCAUUAUUUUAUCAACCUGUGCAUCGUGUGAAAUAUUCAUGAAAACAAAAAUCUAUCCUAACAUAUUGGGAGUGAGUGUCUCUUUUUCCUUUCAUCGUCAUUACAAUCAAAAAAUGGAACAUUGUGUUGUGCACAAAUCAAUUAUUUAGACACCGCAACUCCGCCAUCGAUGUUCAUUUCAAGCCUCCCCGAGAGCUUGGAAUGAUUAUUGACAAACUGGAAAUUAUCUAGUAAAAAGUGACGAUGCGGAUCAAUUGCCAUCUCAAUAUAUUUCCAAAUUUUGGUCGUAUUUUCGGUGUGCACUUUCUUAUACACAAUCCUUUCACUGUAUACCAAAGGAACUAGGCACAAUAUUAUAACAAACCAACAGCCAAACGAACCGUACACGUUCUCCAGUUUCAUUUCCAUGUACUCAGUAAAAGACCCAAAAUUCAGUCCCUUCAGCCAACUAACGAAGGGACCACCACUGUUCGCACGCUGAAUGAAAAUAUUCAACUCAUUAAAGCGCGAGAAGUUUUUCGAUGCCAAGAUCUUUAGCGAAUAAUCAUAAAUGCUCUUGAAAUGAUGGAAACAAUGAAGUUUCAAUCCAGAGUUCAUUUGAAUUUUUCGCACUCUUUCGUAUGAAGUUGCAAUAGCAAGUUUAUCAUUCCAUUCAAGUAGACGCAGGUAUUCAUUUGGAUUUUUUACGAUUUUAAAUUGGCGCAGUCUUUCUCCAGGAUAUAACUUCACGUCGUUUUGUUGGUGUAUUUUCAUAAACGCAAAUCGAUCGCCCAUCAGUCGAAAAUCGCCGCGAAUAAUUUCGUCAACGGAAUCAAUUUGUGUGUUCAAAAUUGGUGUGGUGACGAACUUGAGAGAAAUUGAACCAGUUGUAUUAGCAAAUAUAGUGUCCGCAAAAAACAUAAAGACGAGAAAUAUACGCGUUGGAAUACUUUGGGCAUUGUAAUUCAUUGUCAUGCCACAAGCAACACAGAUUACAUUUAUCCAUAUUUCUGUUCAAUCUCAUUUUUCAUAUUCCAGCUACUGCAGGAAGUACGCCGUGCAAAUGAGCACAAUCGCCGUAAUUGAUCCACUCAAGAAAACAAUAUUAUCGGUACAAAAAUAGAAGGAGUUUUUUCACAAUGGAAUCCGUUUGCUCUUCUGAACACACCAAGUUAUCCGGUCGUGAUAAUAAGAUUGAGACGCAAUUAAAUGCUUAUUCGUUAUUAGUGUUUCAUCCAGUGCACCAAUGAAAAGGUCAACUUUACUAUGGAAAAGAAAUCAACAUAAUGUGACAUACCUUUCGGGAAGGACAUGGAUAUUUUUCUUCUUAAAAAUAUCCUUUUCUCAUUAUUAUUACUUACGAAUCUUUCAUCAAUUCCAAAAAAUUGGUCAAACUCGCUUCUGAUCUAAAGACUUCAUUUAAUGUUUCAUUCGUAACUAUAUAUUCAACUUGGAAAUUGGCUUGUUUCGCAAAGUUUUCAAUUAUUUUUACAUCCAGGUCGUUGAGUAUUCGUUUUGCACUAUCAAUAGAAACAAACGGUUCCAUCUGCGACACCAUUACAUUGAUGUUUUGCAUCGAUUUUACACCGAAUGGCAACAAAAUUAAACCCAACCACAAAUAACUUGCUUCAACCAUUUUUCCUACUUAACGAAAAAGCAAAUAAUGUUAAAUGAAUUUUAUUUUAUCUUAUGCAUGAUAUUUGGAGGCAACCAAAUCGUGAACGAUUCGAUAAAAUCAAUUGUAUGAAGUCUUUCGAUCUAUUUGUGUAGAUAAUGUUUAUUAUCUGUUUGAUGAAUCAAAAAUGACCGAAAUUACGCAAUCCCACUGGACAAAAUAAAAAAUUCGUUGAAAUUACUUGGGGAUUUCCGUUGUUUGCAGAAUAUUUUUUCUCUUGGUCAAAUAUAUAAAUUGACCAAUGAUUUCUGAUGUUAGUGAAAUUUCUUUCUAUUUCAUUUUAUCAAUCGGUUGUAUUUGAAUAAAAUAAAUGAACACAAUCACGGCUAUUGAAAUCUUUGUACAACAUUUUCAACUGGAGUACAGAAAAUGCGUGUCUACAGGUCCAUUCAGCAAUAAUAACAUGAUUUUCAUGAGUUUCUAUGCAUUUUUUUUAAAUGAACUACAACGAGUUUUGACUUUUUGAAGAUUGUUUUCCAUGAAAAACCAUAAAAGUAUAACUAAUCUUCACUAUUCGAAACUUUGAAAUUCGGAGGCUUUCCUGUAACUAUUUCCAAGCAGUUCAUCAUAGUCGCUUUUAUUCUAUAGAAGCUUAUAAGCGAAUUCAACUGAUAGCACUGUUUGUUUUGAUAUCAAAUGGCUUACAAAUGGUGCUCAAUAAGUACAUAAUCGUAGGAAAUAGAACGGAAAAAAUCGACCGAAAUACAUGGAAAACAUGUAGAAUAUGACCUCAAAAACGCAAAGAAAACUCGUUUUUUCGUGCAUCGAUUUUUUUAUGAUUACGAUAAAAACUUUCCUCCCUCUUUGUGUAUGCAGAAAGGUAAAAAAUAUAAUUGAAAAGGAAGUAGUUACGAAGAAAUUGAAAUGAAUGGAACUGCUUAUUGUUAUAAUUAACGAAUGUAAGCGGUGUGAAUGAAAGUGAAAAGAGCAAAAUAAAGUUUUUCAUAAGUUAUUCUGUUACCAAUAAUUUUUUUUCUCUAUCAUUGAAUGAAGGAUGAUUCAUUAGCAAAAUUAGUUCACAGAAUAAGUGCGCGUGAGAGAGACGGAGUAGUCAAAGUUAUAUUAUUAAGGAUAUCUAGUGAUAAAUGAAAUUGAUUUAAGAAAUUGAAAAGUGUACAAACAUAAGAUGUAAUCCCACUCAAUCUAUUCUGUAUAUUGGUAUUUAAAAUGUAACAAGGCAUUGUCGCUGGACAAAGCAAAUAUUUUUAAUGAAGCAAAGCAUAUUAUUGUACUAGACGCUGAUACUGAUACUGAGCGAGACAAAGGGAGAUAGAUGAAUGGAAUUGUAUAUAUGCAAAUGUUUAUGUCAAAACGGAAAUAAGAGCCAAUAAAACAAUUAUAAAAAUAAUAUAUGAUUCACAAGUACCAACAAACAUGUAAUGUAUUGCGAUUUGCUGAAUAUACGAAAUGCAAUAAAAUUGGAAAUGAAAGUAUUAUUAUCAAAA